AUAUAAAAGUCUUGGAUCCAGCCGAAGGUGCUUCAGUUGAUGUUGUUCAAGCAAGGGGAAGUUUUCAAACAAGAAGAUGUCUUUCCACGAAAACUAUGAUGAUCGAACACCUGCAGCCAAUCAGCUGUUGCUGUACUCGAACAAACAUGAAGAUAAUACAGAUGUCAUUACCACCAGUGGUGGUGAUCCUGUAGGUAUGAAAACAGCUAGCGAGACUGUAGGGUACCACGGACCCACCCUGAUGCAAGAUUGGAUCUUAUUGGAUGAAUUGGCUCAUUUCAGCAGAGAGAGGAUACCAGAGAGAGUGGUACAUGCCAAAGGAGCAGGGGCGUUCGGAUAUUUCGAGGUUACCCACGAUAUAACCCGAUACACCGCCGCCACUGUGUUUUCCAAUAUCGGAAAAAAGACGCCCAUUGCUGUCAGAUUUUCUCAAGUAGCCGGUGAGAGGGGAUAUCCGGAUACCUACAGGGAUAUCCGUGGAUUCGCCAUCAAGUUCUAUGCUGAAGACGGUAUUUGGGAUCUGGUAGGGAACAACAGUCCCAUAUUUUUCGUUAACGAUGCUAUCAACUUUCCCAGCUUCAUACAUGCCCUCAAAAGGAAUCCGGUGACAAACAUUCGCCCUGACUAUGAUGCUUUCUUUGACUUUGUCUCGCUGAGAGCGGAAUCUACGCAUAUGGUUCUGAUGAUGUUUACUGACCGAGGCAUUCCCGCUAGCUACAGGCAAAUGCACGGUUAUGGCGCCAAUACAUUCUCGUUUAUCAACGCCAAAGGAGAGUUUUUCUAUUGCAAGUUUCAUUAUUUAAGCGACCAAGGUGUGGCAAGCUUGACCCAAGCCGAUGCCGACAGGAUUGCCGGAGUGGUACCAGAUUACCACGUGGAGGACCUGUACAACGCCAUAGAGAGUGGAAAGUACCCUUCGUGGACGUUCUACGUGCAAAUAAUGACUCCCCAGCAGGCUGCGGCUAACAAGUACGACCCUUUUGACGACACCAAAGUGUGGCUGCACGGAGACUAUCCUCUGAUUCCCGUUGGAAGAUUUGUUUUGAAUAAAAACCCUAGUAACUAUUUUGCUGACGUGGAGCAGAUGGCUUACAAUGUUGCAAAUAUCAUUCCAGGUAUCGACUUUUCCCCAGACAGAAUGUUGCAGGGACGUACUUUCAAUUACGCUGAUACGCACAGGUACAGACUUGGCGUUAAUAAUACUCAGUUAGCUGUCAACGCCCCUCCUUCCAUGAUACAUAAUUUCAACAGAGACGGAUUCGCCACGAUCAAAAGCCAGGGCGGGGCUCCCAAUUAUUUCCCGAACAGUUUCAACGGACCUAGGAACGACCCUAGAGCUAAGGCUCUCUAUCCCUCUAUACCUCUAUCUGCUCACACUCAAAGAACAGACAACGGUUCAGAAGAUAACUUUACUCAGGCUGGGCUUUUGUGGACGAGGGUUCUGAAAGAAGAUGAAAAACAAAGGACAAUUGACAACAUGGUCAACUGGCUGAAACAAACCAAUAAGGUAAUAGCAGAAAGGGCUAUUCGUAACUUCGACCAGGUGGAUAUAAGUUUGGGCUCAAGACUACGUCAAAGUCUACAGUUGCAAUUCCAUUUGACCACUCAAGUUGAACUUUAAAAAAUGAUGUAGAGGAUUGAAGAAUAUUUUCCUGUAUAAUUAUAAUGAUAAAGGUAUUUCCUUGCAUGCUCGGUAUAUUUUUGCUUUUUUUGUUUGUUCUUAUUAUUUCUUUUGUUUAUUUUUAGUUUCUGUUAUUUAUCUAAAAAAAUAUAUUAAUAAUAAAUUUUUGUUUGCAU
Molecule: messenger RNA, 1797 nt
Organism: Sitophilus oryzae (rice weevil)
Lineage: Eukaryota; Metazoa; Arthropoda; Insecta; Coleoptera; Curculionidae
Product: catalase-like
Exons: 8
Coding region: 77-1621 (514 amino acids)
Biological process (GO): hydrogen peroxide catabolic process; response to hydrogen peroxide
Cellular component (GO): mitochondrion; cytoplasm; peroxisome
Molecular function (GO): catalase activity; heme binding
Source: RefSeq, a predicted model, not a curated record